This is a messenger RNA of Oppia nitens, 1970 nucleotides long. Its product is annotated as Na(+)/H(+) exchanger beta-like. The transcript is spliced from 17 exons. Lineage: Eukaryota; Metazoa; Arthropoda; Arachnida; Sarcoptiformes; Oppiidae. The record is from RefSeq and is a predicted model, not a curated record. Gene Ontology annotation, cellular component: membrane. Gene Ontology annotation, biological process: regulation of pH; proton transmembrane transport; sodium ion transport. Gene Ontology annotation, molecular function: sodium:proton antiporter activity. The coding region runs from base 42 to 1970 and encodes 642 amino acids.
UAUCGCAAAACAUAACCGAUGAAGAAUCGGACACAAUAUUAAUGGAUUCGCAGUACUCUAUACACACCGAUAGCACCACUGAUAGACAUAAAUCUAAUUCAUUUAAAGGCUUUUUAAAUGGCAAUUAUUAUAAGCCAUUUGUGGUCACAUUUUUUAUGUUUGCCUUAUAUCUGAUAAUUGCAUCGCUAAUCAAAGUUGGUUUCCAUAAGAGCCCGUUUCUGGUCAAUAAUAUACCCGAAUCUUGUAUUCUGAUAAUAAUUGGCAUUUGGUUCGGCACUCUCUUUAAAAUUUUUGGAAUUCAAGAAUUUCCAAAAUUUUCUGUUAACCUAUUCCUCUAUGGAUUAAUGCCACCUAUUAUUAUGGAAGCGGCACAUAGUCUGCACAAUGAGGUCUUCUUCAGCAAUGUUAUUACAAUUCUUAUGUAUGCCGUUGUGGGUACACUAAUUAAUGUCCUCUUAAUCGGAAUGUUUUUAUAUAUUUUCGUCAUUAUAAACAUUGAUUUUCUUAAUUUUCCUCAAAUAUCGCUUAUAGAAGUACUCAUAUUUUCCAAUGCUAUCAGUGCAGUAGAUCCCGUCACUGUUUUAAAUAUAUUUCAAGAGUUGAAUGUUAAUAAAAAUCUUUAUUACUUAGUGUUUGGCGAAUCUCUUUUAAAUGAUGCUGUGGUUAUAGUAUUACAAGAAUUGUUGACUAACUUUGUCAAUACACCAAUCAUAACAACUGCUGAUAUCAUUGAAGGUGUCGGUGCCUUCUUCUACGUUAGUGUCGGCGGUUUUUUAAUUGGCAUUAUAUACGGCAUAUUUACUUCAAUUAUGACAUUAUAUACAAAACAUUCAGAAGUGGUUGAACCGACUAUUAUGUUGGGAAUGGCAUAUCUGGCAUUUCUUACUGCAGAUGUGUUUCAUUUAUCUGGACUCAUAAGUUUGAUAGGAUGUGGUCUUACACAAUCAGAGUUUGCUAAUCGUAAUACCACUGAAAAAACAAAUACAACGGUUAAGUAUAGUAUUAAAGGUCUCAGUACAAUCGCUGAUUUGUUAAUAUUCUUCUUUUUGGGACAAAUGCUGAUAAGUAUGGAUCACAUCUGGAAUACCUCAUUUGUUGUCUUUACAAUAAUAUUUUGUCUCAUCUUUCGUAUCGUCAGUGUGUUUUCGUUGACAUAUUUUUCAAACAGAUAUUUUCAUAGGACUCGAAUCGUUCAAUUUAAAGAACAGAUACUAAUGGCUUAUGGAGGUCUGAGAGGUGCCAUUGCUUUUGCAAUGAUAGCACUUUUAAGUGAAGUAAAAGGUGUUAAAAACGUCGAUCUUUUUAAAACAACUACUUUUGUUUUAAUUUUGUUUACUGUAUUUAUUUUGGGUGGAACCACUAAACCAUUGUUAAAGUUGUUAAACAUUCAAACAGAGAUAAAUCAAAAGAAAAGAGUUUUCUUCAUAAUUAACGAUAUGGUUGUAUUUAAUGUGAUCAAUGGUGUCGAACAAUUUGUGGGCAAUCUAUCGACAGUGCAUUACAUUAGACAACAAUUAAGAUAUCUUAUAAAUUGUCUCAAAAAAUAUAUCUCUAAGAGUGGUGUCGAUCAUAUGGAAGCAAAGAUACUGAAAAUGAAAAAUAAGAAUAUUGAAGGAAAUUCAAAUGACAAUAAUAAAGGGAACAAAUCAACAAAUAAAGAAUCAUCGGCUGGAAGUAAUAAACUUUUGCAAACAYUKAACAAAAUCCAUACUGAAAUUAACGCCGAAAGUGAUUACAAUGAUAUCUUAUCGCAAAGUAUGGCCAACAAUGUCGUACACGUGGAUGAAGUCACUCGAAGUCAUAAUAUUCCUCAUCAGAUGACCGAAAAAGCUAUGACAGCAAAGAGUCAGUUUAAAUCUGAUAACAAUUGUUCACAUUUCAGAGAUCAGAUAAAUACCAAUAGUAUUGUACAACAAUUUAAAAAACCUGAUAGUCAUAAAAAUUUACCACAAAAUGAUGACAAAACUUAA